Messenger RNA from Callorhinchus milii (elephant shark), 539 nucleotides. It is a transcript of the gene micos10, whose product is annotated as mitochondrial contact site and cristae organizing system subunit 10. The transcript is spliced from 4 exons. The coding region runs from base 46 to 336 and encodes 96 amino acids. The record is from RefSeq and is a predicted model, not a curated record. Lineage: Eukaryota; Metazoa; Chordata; Chondrichthyes; Chimaeriformes; Callorhinchidae. Gene Ontology annotation, cellular component: mitochondrion; MICOS complex; mitochondrial inner membrane.
CGCUCACGCACCCGGGCUGUGAUCUCGCGAGAGCGGCGGCUGGUAAUGGCGGCGGUGCAGGUGCCGGGCUCCGAGGGGCCGGGGAUGGGGACGGUGACGGGGGCCGAGGCCGAGGCCGGGAGGAAGCUGGAUCGGUGCUUGGCGGACACGGUGGUGAAAUUAGGUGCCGGUCUCGGAUUAGGACUCGUGUUCUCAGUGCUCUUUUUUAAACGGCGUAUGUGGCCUGUGACCUUUGGCACGGGACUGGGAUUGGGGAUGGCUUACGCUAACUGUCAGCACGAUUUCCAAUCUCCGUAUCUCCUACAUGGAAAAUUUAUCAAAGAACAAGAAAUGUAGGUCUCCAGUUUGUGCUAAUGUGAGAUGACUUUCUUGAACAUUGCAUUAUCUUCUCUACACCAGUGGUUUAUGGAUCGAUUCUGUCUGAUAUAGUUGUGUGCAUGUAAUUGAAUUGCCAUUAUUGCACUGUAUUUAAUUUCACGUUCAAUAAAUGUGCACGGCCUGCGAGACAUUUUUAAGAAAUAAAAAUAUUUGAACUGUUA